Molecule: messenger RNA, 1707 nt
Organism: Sordaria macrospora k-hell
Lineage: Eukaryota; Fungi; Ascomycota; Sordariomycetes; Sordariales; Sordariaceae
Source: RefSeq, a predicted model, not a curated record
AUGGGUUCCGUAAAUGACACCUCCCUAUGCGUGGGCAAGACUCCCUGGUGGAAAGAAGCCGUCUUCUACCAAGUCUAUCCAGCCAGCUUCAAAGACACCAACAACGACGGCUGGGGUGACAUCCCCGGCCUCAUCGCCAAGAUUGACUACCUCCAUGACCUAGGUGUCGACUGUGUCUGGCUCUCUCCCAUGUUCGAGUCUCCGCAGAAGGACAUGGGCUACGAUAUCUCGGACUACCAAGCCGUUUUCUCGCGUUACGGCACUCUCUCGGACGUUGAUUAUCUAAUUUCUGCCUGUCACACCCGUGGCAUGAAGCUGAUCCUUGACCUGGUCGUCAACCACACCUCCGACCAACACCCGUGGUUCCAAGAAUCGCGCUCGUCCAAAACCAACCCCAAGCGCGACUGGUACAUGUGGAAACCCGCUCGCUACGAUGCCAAUGGCAACCGCAUGCCGCCCACCAACUGGCGCAGCUACUUCGCCGGCCCAACCUGGACCUGGGACGAGCACACCCAGGAGUACUACCUGCACCUGUACGACACCUCCCAACCGGACCUGAACUGGGAAAACCCAGAAUGUCGCAAGGCCAUCUACGAUGAAGCCAUGCGCUUCUGGCUCGACCGCGGCGUCGACGGCUUCCGCAUCGACACCGUCAACAAGUACUCCAAGCGCGUCGACUUCCCCGAUGCCCCCGUCACCAUGCCGGGCGAGACGGACCAGCCCGCGCCGGAGAUGUGGUGCAACGGUCCGCGCAUCCACGAGUUCAUCCGCGAGAUGAACGAGCAAGUGCUGGCACCAUACAACGCCGUCUCUGUGGGCGAGCUGUCCAACACCCCGCUUCCCGAACAGGUCCUUCCGUAUGUCUCUGCCGCGGCCAAGGAGCUGGACAUGGUGUUUGAGUUUAGCACCAUCCGCUUGGGCACGGGCGGGCCGUUUCACGGCAAGUAUCUAUACAGAGAAUUCCCGCUGUCGGAACUCAAGCAGUAUGUGGCGACGUGGCAGCAGUGGCUUGAGGGAACGGACGGGUGGCACACGGUGUUUUGCGAGAACCACGAUAACGGGCGGGCGGUGUCGCGGUUUGGAGACGAUUCCACCGCUGAGGCGUGGGAGGCUAGCGCGAAGACUAUUGCGUUGUGGCAGGCGACGCUGACGGGGACCAUCUUCUUGUAUCAGGGGCAGGAGAUUGGCAUGGUGAAUAUGCCCAAAGACUGGCCGAUUGAGGCCGAGUAUAAGGAUGUCGAGAGCUUGAAUUUUUACAAAGAGGCGAAGGCGUCUGGGGAUGUGGAGAGGAUAAGGAAGACGGAGGAAGGGCUGAGGAUCCUGGCGAGAGAUCACUCGAGGAUACCGAUGCAGUGGGAUGCGUCGCCUAAUUCCGGUUUCACGAAGGAGUACAGCGGCUUGUUUGUUCAUGGAGCGUUCAGGCCUGUGCUGCAAGAGGAUGAGACACUGUUUGUUUAUGUCAAGGACGAUCAAGGGUUUGAAGAGGGGGAUGUCCAGGCUGAGAAGAGGAGGAAGGCGCUUGUGGUUAUGAACUUCUCUGGGAAGCCGGCCAAUCUUCAGGAGCAUAAUCUCGAUGUGGCAGCGACGCCGGGAUGUAAACAUGGGGAGGAGCGGCUGUUGGUGACGACCCUGAGGAAGAAGGAUAUGUCUAGUAUGGAAGCUGGCACGUUGAGGCCGUGGGAGAGUAGAGUGUAUUUGAGCUUUUAG